UGAGGAUUAGUUUUUCGUUGCGAGGUCGAUCGAUAGAUGAAAUGGAGCUAUUGACAUAACACUAAAAGGAUUAAUACUCAUAUUGACACAAGUUAUGAUUUCUCUAAAUCGUUUCACAAACAUCUGAUCAAUUCUUGUCUAAUCUAGUUGCUUUCUCGGUUCAGUCUACAAUUUUAUAUUUAUUUUCAUAUUUCAUGCUUAAUAAUAAUAAUUGCUGUAAAUGGGUUAAUGCAUCAGUACAUGUAUAUGUUCAUGUUUGUCUGAACGCUUUAAAUUUUAGACUUUAUUUUUCUCUUAAGUGUAUUAAAAUGUAUGAAGUUGAACUGAUGUUUUAUUGCAUAUUAGAUAUGUAUGCGCAACGAAUUAAAUGUCAUGAAAUUGUAUGUUUAAAGCUUAUGAAAACUGUUCACACACAAUCUAAUUAACUUAAACAGGUAAAUAAAAAGAUAUUUUGAUAUUUUGGUUAUAAAAUGUUUCAUUUAUUUAAAAAAUGUGUUCGGAAAUUACAUUUGGCUAUAUUUUGUUUUGCUUGUUUGUUUUUCGUGCUGAAUUUACAAUAAGACAUUCUUAUAAGAUUUCCACAUAUUUUUGAGUUGUUUUGAGACUUUUCAUUGGUGCUUCCGGCUUAACUCCUGGACUUCCGGGUUAGUGUUGUUUGCUAAUAAGAGUCGACUGGAGGUCAUGUAAUAAAGUGUGUCUCUGGGCUUGUUGACUAGUAAUCCGCGUAAUCCCGUGGCUACUGCAAAAACAUUAUUGUUUGUAUAAUCGCGUUGUGCUUCUUGAAUCAGUCAUGUCGCAAGCUUCGUCUGGUUUCACUCCGGCUGCUCAAGUCCCACAUGGGUCUAGUAAGAGUCCUUUUAAUGCCUCGUAUAUUCCCAAUGAAGAAGAGAGGCGUGUCUUCAAAGAGUGCAAUUCAGAAAGCUUCUGGUACAGAUCCUUGCCAUUUUCUGCCAUUGCAAUUGCAGCCACUUCGGUAAUGGUAUCAAGAGGAAUCCUUACUCCAUCACCCCGAUUUGGCUCUCUUCCCAAAGUUGUGUUUGCUGGCGUGUUUGGAUACAUUACUGGGAAAAUGUCUUACAUGAGUGUCUGUGAAGAAAAGUUUAUGAAACUGGAGAACUCCCCACUGGGAGAUGGGCUACGACAGGAACGUCUGCAUCACAUACCUUCAGAGCUAAACCAGUCACAAUCUCAACGGUCUGUUUCGGAGUCUGCGUUCCAACCUUCAACAGAAGUCAGUUCUGUGACAGAGAGCCACAGCAGUUACACCAGUGACUAUCCCUACAGCAGUCCCUCCCAAUCAUACGACCCCACUCCUUUCAGUUCUGGAUUCAGUGAUUCUGGCCCUGUUAACAUCAGGGAUGAUAUUUCUCCUCAAGCUCCGCUCUAUCCAGAUGAGGAUGUGCCCAAAAAGAAGCCAGUGUUGUAUGAGGAACUGCGUAGCAAGAAUAGAGAGAACUAUGAGGUCACUCUCACACAGAAAGCUGAAACACUGAUGAAAUCAGUACCUAAGAAGGAAGUUAAAAAAAACAUAUAUGGAGAUGCUUGGGAAGAGUAAUCAACUGUCCGAGGAGCUCAAGAUCUGAACGCAGUGACUUCUGUGGAGUUGUCAUGACUCCUUCUGCCAUGCUGAAUGUACUUUAUGGAGUAAAACUCCUUACAAAAUUACUCUAUUUUCUUUUGAUGGCACAUUUGUGGUUUGAAAACAAAUGUUUCGCUUUUUGACUUCUUGCUUUACGCAAACUUAAGAUUAAUAAUUUUAACAAACUGUCAGUGUUUUUAUUGAUUAGGAAAUUCUGGCCGGAUAUUUGUUAAUAAAUAAAUAAAAUUAUAUAAUAACAAUA
Molecule: messenger RNA, 1841 nt
Organism: Onychostoma macrolepis
Lineage: Eukaryota; Metazoa; Chordata; Actinopteri; Cypriniformes; Cyprinidae
Gene: ociad1
Product: OCIA domain containing 1
Exons: 8
Coding region: 791-1555 (254 amino acids)
Cellular component (GO): endosome
Source: RefSeq, a predicted model, not a curated record